CUAUAUAUUCAAGCGUAUCUACAUAUGUUAGCUUGUCAUUACGGUCUUUGCGCGAUUAGUAACAAGAUACGGAAGUAUACAUAGUUUCGCGGCGUCCAGCUUCUCGUGAGGGUGGUUAGUAUUACAAGAUUUGCCGUUGAGCUGCAAUCGUAUUUCGCUGAGUUUACUUUUCUGUUAAGUGUCCUUUAAUACACAAUACGAUCAUAAAAUCAAAAAAUCUUAUGAAGAGAGUGUACAGAAUCAACAAGUGAUAAAGAUAUUUCUAACAGAAUGGAGCCUUUACUCACAUCGCUAGAGUGUUUGCAAAUCGCGCAAAAAGAUUUCGGAAAAGAUGUUACUCUUAUCGAUCAUCGGAUUAAACCCAUCGGCGGUGAGAAAAAAGGUUUCUUGGGAGAUUACUUCAUUCUGGAACUCAAUGUCAAAGAUGGAUGGGAUGCUACAAAGUUCAAGACUUAUUUCAUCAAAAUACCAUCACCAUUAAAAGAAGACGAACAAGAUGACCUUGGGAAGAUUUUCACCAAGGAAGCAAAGCUCUAUUUUGGUAUACUUAGUGAUAUUUCAAAAUAUAGCAAAACGAAGUGGAAACCAGAGUGCUUUUUAGCACGGGAUGAUAUUAUCGUUCUAGAGAACUUGACCGCAGCAGGAUACCGAUGCCUUCCAGAAGGGGUGGAGCCUAGGGCUGAUCAUAUGAAAUUGUUGUUAUCAAAUAUAGCAGCCAUGCAUGCUUCCAGUAUUGCGUACGAGUUAGACGAAGGUAAAACAAUUGGAUCCCAGCUGGGGGAUAAACUUUUUGAAACAUCAAUUGCGAAACACUUGGAUUGGUUUCGAACAGGAGUCUUGGGAUUUCAAGCAGUUUUAGCUGCACAUCCUAAAUAUCAAUCCGCUGAACAUCAACACUUUAUUCAGAAGAAGUUCCUUGAGGCUGUUGAGCCUGCAUACGAAAUGGUCAACGAAUCAAGCCGAUUCAAAAAUGUACUUUGUCACCGAGAUACUUGGAUGAACAACGUUUUAUUUAUUUCAAAAGAUGAAAACUGGGAACACCCAACAAAGGCUGUCCUCGUCGACUUUCAGUUCUGCCGCUAUUGCCCGCCUGCUAUUGAUGUUACUUUGGCCAUUUAUCUCAACUGCAGUCCAAGUACUCGCGCAGUUAUGUUUCCUUUAUGUCUUGAGUGGUAUUACAGUGAAUUGACUACCGAACUUAAUGCUUUAAACAUUCGAAUUGAUGAACAUAUUCCAUGGGAGGCGUUCUUGGAGAGCUGUGACCACUUGAAAUUGGUAUCUUUACUAUAUAAUGCCGUGGUUACGACGUGGGUAAGAUUGCCAUCUGGGGUUAUGGAAGAUAUGCAGCUCAAUGAUCCUGAAAAGUUUGCUAAAUUUCGAACUGUGUCCCGUAGAGAAGUCCUUUUGGAUCUUAUUGAAAAGGAUGAGAAAUAUAGGAAAUAUAUGUUUGAAGAAACGGAAUAUUUCAUGGAAGUUAUCUAUAAGAACUGAAUUUUUUACAAAACUGUAAUUUUUUAAGUUGAACGUGUCACUAACUAGAGCUUUUCGUAUUUCAAAAAUCUAGAUAUAAAUAAACGCACAUCUCCGGUCGCAAGACGACCUUUACCGUUCAAAUCA
Messenger RNA from Hermetia illucens (black soldier fly), 1617 nucleotides. RefSeq lists its product as uncharacterized. Lineage: Eukaryota; Metazoa; Arthropoda; Insecta; Diptera; Stratiomyidae. The record is from RefSeq and is a predicted model, not a curated record. The transcript has 4 exons. Bases 271 to 1491 code for a protein of 406 amino acids.